Molecule: messenger RNA, 2815 nt
Organism: Hipposideros armiger (great roundleaf bat)
Lineage: Eukaryota; Metazoa; Chordata; Mammalia; Chiroptera; Hipposideridae
Gene: TACC3
Product: transforming acidic coiled-coil containing protein 3
Exons: 15
Coding region: 128-2668 (846 amino acids)
Biological process (GO): nuclear migration; mitotic spindle organization; cerebral cortex development
Cellular component (GO): cytoplasm
Source: RefSeq, a predicted model, not a curated record
GUCCCGCCCUCGGCCGCGAGCUGAUUGGCCGCGCGCGCCAACCGUCGGUAUUUGAAUCGGCGGCGGGCGGGCGCACCCUGGGACUCUGCGUCUCCCGCUCCGUGUGCUCAGCGCGGUGGCCGGCAGAAUGAGUCUGCAAAUCUUCAAUGACGAAAAUGUCACUGGUGACAGAAGUACAGAAAACUGCGACUUCCUGUUUUCACCACUGGAACUUACCGGAAGAUCCUCUGUUCUCUGUCUGUCACAGAAAGAAAAUGUGCCACCCAAGAGCAUAGCCAAAGCUAUGAAGGUGACUUUUCAGACACCUCUGCGAGACCCACAGACACACAGGAUUUUAAGUCCUAGCAUGAGCAGCAAACUCGAGGCUUGCUUUGGUCUGGGCGACACCAUUGGAUUAGAAAACCCUCAAGUUUGGACUCCGAGAGAGAAUCGACAGCUCUCCAUGGACGUGGACACCAGAACAGCCAACUGGCUCCUUCAGGACCCAGCGGGAGCUCAUGCCAGCUCCCUCCCAGAGGACCCGAGAGCCGCCUCUGAGGACAGGCAUUUUGGCGUGCCCACCUCCACACCCCAGGCCAGACUGGGCCCCCCAAGCUCUCCCCAGACCCCAGCAAGUCUUGAAAACCAAGUGGCACCUGCAGGACGAAUGUCUGACAGCCCUGUGCAAGGGUUGGAGGACAAUGGUAGUUGUGAUUCCCUAGAAAAAACCACUACAGCCACCUCCAAAAUCCUAGAGGAUCCUCCCAGGAUGGCAUCCCAAGACAGAACGGAGGAGCCUCAAGGAACCACAGGAGAAAGCCCGAGGGGAGCCCCUGUUUCCUCGGCCUGGGCCAGAUUGCCCUCUGGUACUCACCCCAAAGUUGCCCACAGAGAAGACCCCUUUGCAGGCCUGCCUGGGGCCCUUGCCAGCCCUAAGGGUGCUUCUGGUCCUGAGAACACUGCCCCAGCCAGGCCCCCGAGUCCUCAGAAUGGCGAGGCCAAUGGCCGGAUGGCUGACUCUUCGAGGAGUCAGCCCAUUGGGAUAGAAUGUGACUUCUCUAACGAUGCCACCAGCAGAAGGCCACCCCCACCACGGGGACUGGGGAAGAGAGCCGACCUCCAACCUCCCUCGAGACCAGAGGCGAGGCAGGAAAAGGCCCCCGAGGAGGCGGGUGAAGGUCCUGUUCCCCCUCCCCAGGGGUCUUACGAGCUGGACUGGGACAAGCUGGAUGACCCCAACUUCAACCUGUUCGGAGGUGAUGGAGAAGCCCAGCCCCCAGAACACCCACAGAGCAGGCUGGCCGGGCCUAUGGCCGAGCUGCUGAUCGCUGGGCCUGCGGCCUCAGGGGACUCACAUCCAAGCCAGCAGGUGCCUUCAGCCCCAGCAGAUGACAUACCUGUGAUGCAGACCGCGGCAGGGACCACAGGCGAGGUACGGAGUGUGUGCCCGAGCAUGAGCAUAUCCUCACACUGUCACCACUAUUUGCAUAUGGUAACAGGGUGGAGGGAGUCCAGUGGUGAUGGGGAACACACUGCUGCCCCCCACCCGGGACCCGCAACUGUGCUAGAUGCCCAAACUGAGCCACCCAGGUGGCCCUCACCUUCCUUCCAGGAGGAAACUGCAAAUUCUCCAGGGGCCGCGGCUCCUUCCAGCAGCCCAGGCAGUGAGCCCACAGCCUCGCCUGCUGACCCAGCGCCCCCCACUCCUCAGGCGGGGCCAGAGCCUGGGUUGGACCAGAGUGAGGAGUACUUCCGAGACCCAGCCGAGGUCCUAGGUGCGGGGGCCGAGGUGGACUACCUGGAGCAGUUUGGGACUUCCUUGUUUAAGGAGUCGGCCCUGAGGAAACAGUCCUUAUACCUCAAGUUCGACCCGCUUCUGAAUGACAGUCCUCAGAGACCAGCGGCCGCUGAGACCCCCAGUGUGCGGGGCGUGGACCCGCCUUCCUCAGAAAGCGCACCUGAAGCCAGGCUGGUGGACCUCGACUUCCUAGGAGCCUCAGACGUCCCCGUGCUGGGCCCGCCUCCAUGUGUUCUUGGGCCCGUGGGCCCGCUGCUGCCUGUGGGGCCCAUUGUGGACGUGCUGCAGUACAGCCAGAAGGACCUGGACGCGGCGGUGGAGGCGGCCCAGGAGGAGACCCUGCAGCUCAGGAGCAGGUGCGAGGCCCUGCACGAGAAGAACCUGGAGAUGGGGAAGAUCAUGGACGGCUUCGAGAAGAUCGUGUACCAGGCGAUGGAGGAGGCUCAGAAACAGAAGGAACUGGCCAAAGCCGAGAUCCAGAAGAUUUUGAAAGAAAAAGACCAGCUGACUGCAGACCUGAGCUCCAUGGAAAAGUCAUUCUCUGACCUGUUCAAGCGGUUUGAGAAACAGAAGGAGGUGAUUGAAGGCUACCGCACGAAUGAAGAGUCACUGAAGAAGUGUGUUGAGGAUUACAUAGUCAGGGUGGAGAAGGAAGGCCAGCGGUACCAGGCGCUGAAGGCCCAGGCAGAGGAUAAGCUGCGGCUGGCCAAUGAGGAGAUCGCGCAGGUGCGCAGCAAGGCCCAGGCGGAGGCCCUGGCUUUCCAGGCGAGCCUGAGGAAGGAGCAGAUGCGCGUCCACUCGCUGGAGAAGGCCGUGGAGCAAAAGACUAAGGAGAACGAUGAGCUGACCAGAAUCUGUGACGACCUCAUCUCCAAGAUGGAGAAGAUCUGACGCGCGUCUUGGCCCUGCACCCACCCGCCUUGCCCCUGUCUGUCUGUCUCCCUGUCUGUCAGAAGUUUUCAUGUUCUUUUCUAACCUCAGCUCGUUUUUAAACCAGAUUGCUUUAGAAAAACUAAAUAAAGUUUCCCUUAAGUUGAA